This is a messenger RNA of Syngnathoides biaculeatus (alligator pipefish), 6198 nucleotides long. It is a transcript of the gene atad5a, whose product is annotated as ATPase family AAA domain containing 5a. The record is from RefSeq and is a predicted model, not a curated record. The coding region runs from base 394 to 5580 and encodes 1728 amino acids. Gene Ontology annotation, cellular component: nucleus. Lineage: Eukaryota; Metazoa; Chordata; Actinopteri; Syngnathiformes; Syngnathidae. Gene Ontology annotation, molecular function: DNA clamp unloader activity; DNA binding; ATP binding. The transcript is spliced from 22 exons.
GAGUUUGCCUACGCAAAGGGUCGUGUAUAUUUGGCGCUCUUCCUUUCUCAAGUACUCUGGCGGGUUUUUGAAAAAGUCCUUCGGAGUGUUUUUUUCUCUUUUAAAACAUCGACGUUUUGGAAAAGACAAAUGUAGCGCUUUACACCCUCGUUCGUACAUCCGAAGGCGAGACAAGCAGGAUGUGGCGUUCCCUUUUGGGAACUGUGGAAUGGAAAGUUUUCACGAGCGACUUGAAUGGAGUCUGUUUUGCUAGCUUGCUGUUUUGCGUGGUGCAUUCCGUUUGUGCUGGCAACAAAUGAAUGUAUGUCUUUGACUGUUGACGUUUAUUCUGCGUUCGACACGGGAACGUCAAGAGAACACCAGGUUGGGGUAUAUUUUCGGUCCCUGUAAAUUAUGGCCAGUGUUGUGGCGAUGGCAUCUGUCUUAGAAGACUUUGACACACAGCCUUGCAAGAAAUCUAGCAAAGAUGGUGGCAGUACUGUUGUCAAGACAAUCACCAGCUACUUCUCUCCUGUGGCCAAAGCUGUGGAGAAACCUCGGUCCAAUAACAUCAGAGACUACUUCAGCCGGGGCCCUCUGACCAGCAAAGUAAAGACCAAUACAUCAGAACACCCUAAAGGGAUUUGUCACAGGUCUGCAGAAAAACACACGAACCAAGAAGUAGCCGUUAAGCGGCCAUCUCUCAAACAGAGGAGAGCGGUGACUAACGCUAGAAGGAAACCUGUGAAUCUUGAAACUGAUAUUUCAUCUGACGAGGCAAGUUGCUUUAUUGCGGAGAAAUCACAUGGAAAUACAAACUCGGCAACGGAUUCCCAAAGUGUGUCUGCUGUCACUGGCAGUGAUACCGCUGCGCUGCUGGCCCAGAUCAAUGCUGAUACUUUAACCUCUAAUCAGUCAAUCGAGAGCAACACUAGUGAGCCUAUUAAGCAGGCUCAAAAAGAAAAACAUCAUGAAGGCCCCUCUGGUUGUGAGAAAGAUGGCAAACCUGGAAUGAAUAUGUCAACAAAUAAUACCUUACUUCCAAAACCUGCACACCAUACAAGGAAAAAGAAACAAAUUGAGGGAAAUCGCUCUGAAUCUGAGCAAAAAUGUGUAGAAAAUUCUUGUGCUGUUAGCAUGGAGCUCAACGGGACUGAGGGCUCUGAGUUGAAGAGCAACACGGUCAUGAUCUCCUUUGAGGAUUUUGUGCGCAGUCAGAGCGAGGUCAAGGGUGACGAUAACCAGACUGGUGUACAGUGUGAAGGAAAUAAGCUAGCACAAGAGGCUGAUGAAAUUGAAACUCGCCAGUUACGCCCCUCCCAAGCCAAAGAAAAUAUAGCAUCCACAGAACUCUGUGUCCAAGUCUCACCUCGAACCAUCAGCAUUCAAGCUCAAAUGCACACCAUCUCACCAACGCGGGAAGGAGUAAAUCCCAAGGGAAGGGGAGAAUUGUUAAUUAGCAGGAGAAAGAAUCAAGGAAGCAUUGGAAACGAAGCGCUGCGCUCUCAUACAGAACUUGCAACGGCAAAGCGGAAAUCCAAUGUUGUUCUUGAUGAAGAUGAGCUCGACCUGGCUGUACUGGAGAGUGAAUCCUUUCCCAAGAGUACUACUGAAGUAGAGAGGCGACAUUUCAUGGCGGCUUUCAAACAACCCUCCCUGGAUGGGUCCAAACAAAAGACUGCGAAGAUCCAGGGGAAGCAAAAACAACAUGCGGAGAAAGAUCCGGAGGAAAUUAACAUCCAGGAAAACGCAAUGGUUGCAAAAACAAAACCACAAAGAAAAUGUAGGAAGGCGGCCGAAAAAGUCACAACCUCAUCAAAGCCCCCUGAGGAAACCUUGCCUACUAAAUCUGAUGACAUCCAAGAGGAAUCGGACGUUUCCUUAAAUCACUCGAUGCCUGUUGUGAGGAGGUCUCGGAGAGAGGUUUUUGUUCGGCAAGCCAUCAAAGCUUCAGAAGCAUCUUCCACGACGGAUAGGUGGAACCCAAAUAACUUGAAGGAUCCUCCAGAAAACUCUAAGUUGUCAUCCCCUAAAAGACGGAAGUCCAAACAUGGAGUUUAUGAAGCAGAGAUGAUCUGUCCACCUGACGGGAAAAAGGGACCAAUUAGGAUCACAUUUAGAAGAGUUCAACAAACUGUAUCUGGAAGUGGCAAAAAUGCUUUGGCCUCUAUUGCUUUGAAUAAUUCAAAAAAGCAGAAGAAGGCGAAAAAACUGGUGGAGAAAGCAAAAGCGAUACAACAGAUUAAGAAAGGGGCUGUUGAGAAAAAGAACCCAUUGAGGCGUUCAUCAAGGACCGAGGCCUCCAGCUCAAAGAGUUAUUUUGAAGAUGAGAAUUCUAUCAUCUGCCUGGAGGAGGACCAGAUUGCUUCUCCUCAAAUGGGACCGCAAAAGAGUAAGACUAAAUAUUUACGCUGUCUAAAUGAUGUACUGGGCAAAGCCACCAAAGCUCCCACAGUCUCCAAGGGUACGUUGACAGCCCAAGAGAAGAAUGUGUGCAGGGCAUCUGCUGUGAUUUCCAUCUUUGACGACAGCAGCCAAGAGGGCUCUGAAAACUCCCAAGAUGACGAGCAGUUCAGGGCUCGCCGAGAGUUUCUCAAGAGUGGACUGCCAGAGUCUUUUAAGAAGCAGAUGGCCAAGGCUGCUGCCACCAAGGAGACAUACACACGUUCCUGUGCCUCUUUCCAACCUGUCAUACACGUGACGCAAAUACCAAACGAUUGUCCUCUAUGGAAUCUAUCCUGGCCCAAAUCUCCCCAACUGCACUGUCUUAAAGAGAAUUGCAUUCCAGUCUCUAAACCCCUUUUACCUCUAAAUGGCUCUUUUGGCAUGAAGACCCAACCGGAACGUGGAGUGUUUCGUGCACGAGGUUCUGGUUGGAGCCUUGAGAUGUCUGAAAAAGUUCGGCAACUUCUUAUGGACGAAGUGAGCACUUCAAACCCUCUAUUCGCUAGUAAGACGUUGAUGGCUCGCUUGUUGGCCAGACGUGCUGAUUACCAGCAACAAUCAGAGGCUGGAAGCAUUCAGUCAGCACCUGAGCUAGUACGGGGAAAGAGGAAGAGGAACCCUGACGACUUGUCAAAAGUAGCUAAAAAACAGCGGGCUACUCAUCCAGAAGGAAACAUUCGCCCCCUGGAGCCGUCAAAAAGGGCAGGCCGGACAAGACAAGCCCAGAGAGCCAGAGCAGAUAUGGCAAAGGACAGCCCUUCGCCUGUAAAAGAUGAUGUAAUUGUGCUUGAUAACUUGUGUGAGGGCACUGAGAAGAAAGUUGAGGCAAAGGACGAAGUGUUGUGGACAGAAAAAUAUCAGCCGCAGCAAUCCAGUGACAUCAUUGGCAACACUGCCUCAGUUCGGCGUCUCCACUGUUGGCUGAAGGAAUGGAAGCUCCGGGCAGACAGGGAAGAAAGAAUUAAGCAGAAAGAAAAGGAACGGGAAGAGGGCUGCAAUGACUCUGACUGGGACUGUGGAGAGGAGGAUCCCCUGCUUGCAGAGGACUCCUUGUACAAUACAGUCCUCAUCACGGGACCCACAGGAAUAGGAAAGACUGCCGCAGUCUAUGCUUGUGCUCAGGAGUUGGGCUUCAAGGUGUUUGAGGUGAACGCUUCAUCGCAACGGAGUGGCCGUCUGAUUCUGUCCCAGCUCAAGGAGGCCACUCAGUCUCACCAGGUGGACAGUCAAGGAGUCAAUGCCAACAAGCCCGCAUACUUCAACAGCUACAGCAAAGGCAGCAGCACUGGCAAGCAAAGCACCUCUCCAAGAAAGACGAACUCUCCUCGCAGGGUUGUCUCCUCUCCUAGGAAAGGUCCCAACUCCCCAAGAGGUGCUAAACGAGGAGGGCUGACUCCAACCUCUUUAGCGAACUUCUUCAAAACGGGCCAACCCAGCAACAAGGAAUCAGCAAGCACUAAGCGGGAUGACCAAAAGUCCUCUCCCAAGAAAAUGAAAGCACAGGAGGACACCAGGAAGCAAAAAGACACCACAAUCAAAUCAACGGAGGAGAUUGAGGAGUCUAGCAAAAAGACGGCCAUCUCGCUCAUACUGUUUGAAGAAGUGGAUGUUAUUUUUGAAGAAGACUCUGGCUUUCUUGCUGCCAUCAAAAUGUUCAUGAGCACCACGAAAAGACCGGUCAUCGUCACUACCAGUGAUCCGGCAUUCAGCACUGUGUUUGAUGGCAACUUCGAAGAGGUCCAUUUCAAAACACCCUCUUUGCUGGAUGUGAGCAGCUACCUGCGGCUGUUGUGUCUGGCUGAGGGCAAGAGGACGGACCAGCAUGAUGUCAACACACUACUCGAACUCAAUGGCUGUGACAUCAGGCAGAGCUUGUUGCAGCUGCAAUGCUGGACUCGCAGUGCAGGGGGUCGCCCCAUGAUGUCUCCCACAGCAGACACAAACCCGAAUGGAAAUCAACUCAAGGCAGCCACUUGUGGAGAAGCAGCAGACAUGUGCCCACUAAGUGAAGCCUCAGUUCGACCUCCAUGUGAAACUGGCUGCACUGAGAGUCUGCUCGGCCUACUAAAUAUUGAACCUGGGAGAGACGUUUGGGAGCCGCUUCGGAAUCAGACGCGUGAGAUAGCUUGCUGGGACCUGCUAAUGGAGAGCACCCGACGUGGAGUUAAUUUGCUCUACUCCAACAUGGAGAGCCUCUUCCCUUUACCACGCACCCAGUUGAUCUCCACCUACAAACCGGACGCCCCCCAUGUUAUCGCAUCUGCCUGUACGCAGUCUGAUUUACUCCCUCCCCACGCAAGGCUGCUGGACUCACCGGAAUCAGACGACGGGAGUCCAGUUAAAGUGUCGAACAGAAUGAGGAGACACAGCAUACCGGACCAGGAUGGACUGCACUCAGAUUGUGAUUCGGAGGAGAGUUUCCUCUCUCUCUGCAAACAGCACGGGGGAUCACAGGAAAAAGAGGUGCCCACUGAAAAAUUAGUUCCACAAAUGGAUAAAAGGAAACCACUGACUCCUGCAGAGCGUCUAAAGAGUGUCCCUGUCUCCAAGUGUCUGGAAUCAAUAAGUGACUUUUUCAACAAUAUGUGUGACAUAGACUCCUUACUUGUUCAUCACGGGGCUGAUGCUCGCAGGGGAAACCCGCAACUCAGUACAGUUGUGAAGGACGGGAUGACUGAUGAGCCCAGAGUCGAGGUGGACACAUUGAGCUGGGUGAUGGGCGAGCGUGUGGUGGAGGUCCGGACCUCGGCAGAGGCGCUGAGCUUCCACAAGUGUCGGCUCUCUGUAGCAGAGGCCUGGGAUCGAGCCCAGCAGCUGGAGGGGCAGCUAGCAGAGCAAGCUGAAGCAGAACUCACGCUCCCCGUGGCAUCUCAUCGCGAAAGUUGCAGCUUCACUCAGAGCAGCCUCAGUCAACCCCAGGUGGUGCAGCAGAGGAGAGAUCUAAUGGAGAGUCUGGUGUUCAGAGGAACAUUUAGCACUCUCGGCAACAGAUCCGCCUUUGCUGUGGAUUACUUGCCAGCCUUGCGCGCCAUAUGCAGGUCAGAGCAGAUUAGGGAGCAAGGCAAGGUGAAACGAAGGUUUCUACACUAUCUGGACUCUAUCCAUUUGGGUCUCCACAAGAAUACUCUCCAAUACCUUUCCUCGGAUUUCCCAUAAUCCUCAGAGAAGAUUGUUCCCGUCUCUGUGAUCUGACGGACUUUUCCCACAAAACGAUUAAGGGUUCCAGGUGAAUAAAGUGAAAUAAGGCAGGGAUAGUGCAGUGUUGUGUUGUCUGCAGGGGUUGGGAAUCCCAACUGCAUUGGUUAGUAUAGGCAGUCACUCACUUUUCGUCGUAACUCACUCACUCAACUACGUCCAGUGAUGUCUCAACGCGUGUGUCCUUUAAUUGAAAUGACCACACACUGAUGAAAAGAACGAUGUUUUGGCAUCACUUGAUCUCACAUACAGUGUUGCAGUCGGCACAUCUUCGGGUGUUUUGACAGAUAGCAUGAUCACAUUCUUCCAUGUGCUUUUGUACAUUUGUGUUUUAUAAUCAGUAGUAAUUCCCGUAUGUAUCCCUUUGAUUUUUGAACGUGUUUCUAAUUGCAUAGCAAUUGCUUUUUAACCGUAAGAGUUGAAUAUAAAAUAUAAUCUGUAAAGGUUUUCUAUAAAUUGUAACUGGCCACCCAAUUAAUUGAGGGUUUGAAUUAUUUGCUGGCUUUUAAGAUCUAAAUGUCACAUUCACAUAAUCACAUUUUUACAAAUAUUUUUUACACUUUCACAUUGGGGUUUUGU